Odobenus rosmarus divergens (Pacific walrus) is the source of this 1899-nucleotide messenger RNA. RefSeq names its product tetraspanin 13 (gene TSPAN13). NCBI's taxonomy places the organism in Eukaryota, Metazoa, Chordata, Mammalia, Carnivora, Odobenidae. The transcript is spliced from 6 exons. The coding region runs from base 235 to 849 and encodes 204 amino acids. The record is from RefSeq and is a predicted model, not a curated record. Gene Ontology annotation, cellular component: membrane.
GCGCGCGGGGCGAGGCGGGGGUGCUGGGCGGGGCUCGGGCUCCGGCUCCAGCUGCUGCGGCCGCAGGUUCCAGAGCGGGUUCGAGUCGCGGCGGGCGCGCAGCGCACUGCAGCCCCAGCCCAGGGCCCCCCACCUCGGCCUCGGCCAAGUCCCACAGUCAAGGACAAAGAGGCUGUCCCGGAGGCUCCGCCGGAGCCACGGUUACCUGCGGUUGCAGGCACCACAGGCUCCAAGAUGGUUUGCGGGGGCUUCGCGUGUUCCAAGAACUGCCUGUGUGCGCUGAACCUGCUCUACACAUUGGUUAGUCUGUUGCUGAUCGGAAUCGCAGCGUGGGGCAUUGGUUUCGGGCUGAUUUCCAGCCUCCGGGUGGUCGGUGUGGUCAUUGCAGUGGGCAUCUUCCUGUUCCUGAUUGCGUUGGUGGGGCUGAUUGGAGCCGUAAAACACCAUCAGGUGUUGCUUUUUUUUUACAUGAUUAUUCUCUUACUUGUAUUUAUUGUUCAGUUUUCUGUAUCAUGUGCUUGCUUAGCCCUGAACCGGGAGCAACAGGGUCAGCUUCUGGAAGUGGGUUGGAACAAUACAGCAAGUGCUCGAAAUGACAUCCAGAGAAAUUUAAACUGCUGUGGGUUUCAAAAUUUUAACCCAAAUGACACCUGUCUGGCUAGCUGUUUCAAAAGCGGCCACCCAUGCUUAUCAUGUGCUCCAAUAAUAGGAAAAUAUGCUGGAGAGGUUUUGAGAUUUGUCGGUGGCAUUGGCCUCUUCUUCAGCUUUACGGAGAUCCUGGGUGUUUGGCUGACCUACAGAUACAGGAACCAGAAGGAUCCUCGUGCUAAUCCUAGUGCAUUCCUUUGAUGAGAAAACAAGGAACAUCUUUCAUAUUUGGAUCUUGUUCACUUUCUCUAACUUAAAGUUCAACUAAUUUGCCUGUUUAAGGAAGCAGUAUCUGAAAAGUUACAUUAUUAUUGACAGUGGAAUUAUAUAUUUUUACUCUUAUGUUUCUCUAAAUGUUUUUCUUUUCCCAUUGCUGAAAAAAUUAGAAACUUGUGGUCCCCUCCAACCCUCGGUGGUACCUGUAAUCUACUGUAUUCACAGUGUCUGGCACUGUCCACUGUGGCCUUUCUUAGCAUUUUUACCUGCAGAAAAACUUUGUAUGGCACUAUUGUGUUGAUCAUAUUGUAAAUCUAAAUAUACAUCUCACUGGAAUAAUUAAUUGUAUGUAGCACUGUGCUGUGUAGAUAGUUCCUACUGGAAAAAAGAGUUGAAGCUUAUUAAAGCCAGAAAGUAUGAGAUUCUAUUACGUUAAAUUCAGUAAGGGAAAUCCAAAAUCCUGCAUUUUUUUUUUGUCUUUUUAGGAAAGGUGUAUUGUGGUGAAAAUUGUUAACAUAAAAGUGAUAAUUUAGUUCUAGUAGUCUUUUAUGAUUACACUAUUGUAGCCUAGAAAUAGCUAUGUCUUUAGGAAAGUGUGGUCUAGUUUUUGAUUUUUAUAGAUAAGUACGGAGGAGAUACGAGCUUAUGAAUGUUCUGAUGUGUAACAUUUGCCUUCAGCUUUUGAAAUGGAAUGGGUCUGAGAAAUUCAGAAAGUAUAGCUAUAUAAUCUUCAUAUUCUUUUAUAAUUUGAAGUCCAAAAGACUGCAUUUUUAAACAAGUUACUAUUAAUGCAUUGGCCCACGUAGCAAAAAGAUAUUUGAUUAUCUUACAAAUUGUUAAAUACCUUUUUCAUGAAUUUUCUCAGUAUUGUAACAGCAGCUUGUCAAAUCCAAGCAUAUUUGAAUGUGAGCUCCCAUAAUUUGAAAUUGAAAUAGUAUUGUGGUUCUGUAUAUUAUAUUAAAAAAUUAAAGAAUGGAAACCUUUCCUCGUGUAUGAAUGUUUCAAUUAAAAGAAAGUAAUGGAAGAAGUGCUAAA